This is a messenger RNA of Oreochromis niloticus (Nile tilapia), 3742 nucleotides long. RefSeq names its product sex comb on midleg-like protein 4. The transcript is spliced from 9 exons. Bases 252 to 1475 code for a protein of 407 amino acids. Gene Ontology annotation, biological process: negative regulation of DNA-templated transcription. Gene Ontology annotation, molecular function: chromatin binding; histone binding. Lineage: Eukaryota; Metazoa; Chordata; Actinopteri; Cichliformes; Cichlidae. The record is from RefSeq and is a predicted model, not a curated record. Gene Ontology annotation, cellular component: nucleus.
ACCGUAACAACACGCACGUUACCGAUAGAUUAGCUCUCCGCAACGCUUUUAGACCACUACGAAAACGACUUUAUAGGUGAUUCGGACAGUAACAAUAACGUUGCUCUGGUGGGCGAACAGGAAGAAUUAGCGGCUAACGACUCUGACAGCUCACAGGGCAGGAUAAAACCGACAAGCAUAACAAGCAGAAGAAAAUAUAGGAACCACAGCACGGAGCGUAGGGAUACUCCACAUCUUCACAUCUGCUUUGGAUGCUACAAAUGAGCGUACCUGCAGUGACGGCACAGAAAUCAGACGGCAACAACGGUGAGAUGCAAUCAGCUGCAGUGGCUCCCUCCUUCAUCCCCAGCCAGGCGGGGAAGAUACCGGGCAGGAAGAGAGGGAGACCUCCGCUCCGCAAUGUCGCCAAGAUGGAUUUUCCUAAUCGCUACCCUGAAUCGCUCCCUCCACUCAAAGUGCCCAAGAAGAGGGGGAGAAAGCCGGGCUUCAAGCUCAAACCCAGGAUGGUGAUGACACCACUGGCUAUUUCUCCACCCAGCAGCACCCCAGAGCCCGAUAUGAGCUCCAUUCCUCAGGAUGCUGCCACCAUCCCCCACUCUGCCACGCCCCAGGUGCUCACAGUCUGUAUCUACAUCAACAAGCAGGCGAACACUGGGCCCAACCUGGACAGGAAGAAGAUCCAACAGCUUCCCGAUCACUUUGGGCCCGACAGACCCUCUGUGGUGCUUCAGCAGGCCGUUCAGGGCUGCAUCGACAGUGCUUUCCAGCAGAAAACGGUGUUCACUCUCCUCACGCAAGGCUACGGAGGAGAAAAAAUAUCAGCCACAUUUGAUGGGAAGCAGCAUCUUCUGAGCCUCCCCGUGGUGAACAGCAUCGACUAUGUGCUUCGUUUUCUGAAGAAGCUCUGUCGCAGCUUGCACUGUGAAAACCUUUUCAGUGAUCAGCCCAUUACACAGCACAGCGGUGGCUCCUACCAGUCAGAUGCUGAAACAUCAAUGGCUGAUGACUACCAUUUAGACCAGUCAGAUGGCAAACGCUACUCCGUUGACCCUGGCGAUUCCGCUUUCAGCUCCAUAAGCUCGUCUUACUCACCAAAGUCCACCUACGGGUUUCGCUCUUCACAGCAGUUCUCUAAUGGCUCAGCCUCCAUGUGCAGGCAGUCAUCCACCAGCCCAAACACGUUCCCGGAGAGCAACAGGACAGGUUAUAAUGUGUCUUCAGAAUCGCAGGAGUCCAAAGCUCCGCCCAAUAAAGACCCAUCCACCUGGUCUGUGGAAGAUGUUGUAUGGUUCAUCAGGGAUGCAGAUCCCCAGGCUCUAGGUCCUCACGCAGAUGUCUUUAGGAAACAUGAGAUAGAUGGAAAUGCUUUGUUACUCUUAAAGAGCGACAUGAUCAUGAAGUACCUCGGACUCAAGCUGGGGCCGGCCUUGAAGCUUUGCUACCACAUCGACAAGCUUAAGCAGACUAAGUUCUGAAAACUGACUACAGUUUAUUAACCUCUUAAAUCCAGCAGAAUAUUUGAGGAAGGUCACAUCUGGGGAAGGCAGGUCUGUCAGCCAAUGGGAAGAAAGUAGAGUCAUGAGGUGUGCCGCUUCAUUUAGAGUCCCCGGAAGUAAGAUGCAUCUGUUCCUUAUCUGCCCCAAAAGUAUAAAAGCAAAUCGGUUACUAGUUUUGUCCUUUUUUUCACCCUGAAUGAGAAGAUAACAGAGCAAAAAUCUAAGAAAGAAAUUAGUUACUGAAUAACCGUAUCUUCGGUCUUUCAUUUAUCUCUAUCAUGAAGGUAUUUGUUGGUAACUUUAGCACUUUAACAUUAGCAAGGUCACACCAUAAGACCGUAUCCAGCUAAAUCCUGUAAAUGUUAGGUUGAUUAACUAGUAUCACAGAUUAGUUUGGUUCUUACAUGGUAAAAAUCUGCACAUAUUGUUUUUUUUCUUUAAAGUUACUGUAUCAAACAUGAUAAUGAGCAUCAUUUAAUAACCGUAUUAUUCAUUUGGAGUCAUAUUUAUGGGUGCCAGAUUCCACUCAACUUAAAUUGAGUGUUUGCUCUCUUUUAACUCCUAUUUUGGUCUCCACCACCUCCUAAAACGCUAGAUGCUCCUUUUUGUUCACUGUUGGGCUCCUAAUUCUGACAGUCAGUCCUUUAGUGCUGAGCAGAUAAAGUAUAAAUGGGUUGUUGAGAGACUCUUCACUUAAAUCUGUAGUGGCAAAAAAUGACGCUAUGUAAAGAAGAAGCUACUUUCAGCUACUCCCUUAUUCACAAGGGGUCUCCACGUGUUUGUUUUUUACACCAGAUUCCCUUCCUGACAUCCUAAGGCACCUAAGGGAUUUGUGUCUCCUUCCAGGAUUAAACUGGGGAUCUUUAAGUUGUUAGGUGACUGCGUAAACCACUACACUAUGCUAUGAGAUUGACCCAAAAUAGCCAGACAGCUAAACAAUAAGCAAACACUGUGUAAAGGUAAAUAAAGCCAAGAGGAUCUGACGAUUCAGUCACUGCAUCCGUUGUGCACUACACCCAACCACCUCAUACUGAUUAUAAAAUACUCGGGGGCAGAGAGACUCUGAACUGGUGCACCUCAGACCUGGACAGCUUACUCCCUUGCCAUUGGCUUACAGAGCAGAAAUGAGUGUUUUGCUAAGUUUCCCAGAGUUAUGAUUCAUCCCUCCCUCUUGUCUUACGUCUGGCAUAAAGUUUGAUCUAAACCCAUCAUAUUGUGGAAUACAUCCUUCAUACACAUUAUAUAACAUAUUUGUAAUCAUUAAAAUAACGCCAACUUUUGUCUCACAAACCUUCAUUAGCAGAACAUCUGUCUGCUGCAGAUUAUAUAUACAGUAUAUCCGUCAUCUGACAAGCAAUGUAUAACAGAAAACACUUUAUACCUUAAGAAAGUCUCAUUUUGUCAAAUGUCACUAUCCGAUCUCGUUUACUCGUGUUUACCAAGCUGAAAAAACAUAUCUACGAGUGUAUUUAAAAAAACGGUGCAUUAAAGACUACGUCGCUUUUUGAUUGAGAGAUUUAGAAAAUCAUUUUUGAUACUAUUUUUUCACAUUACUGUAUGACGAAAAAGUAAUGUUCCCAUUGAAUUUGCCUUUCUUUUUUUAAUUAUAAGUUUCAUAUUAAAAACAGUACAGCCUAACAAAAACAGAACAAUAGCCUACACAGAAGGACAGCAGCUCUCUUGUACAUACACAUAUAAAGAAAAGUGAGAGCUUUGUGAACGUGAUAUAUUAAUGUUUUAAUAUGCAAGAUUGUUACACGCCGCCUAUCUCCAUAGCCUCUUUAUGUACAGUCAUAAGAACAUUUUUUUUAAAUUAUAUGUUUCUAUGUUUUUAUCGAGCAUCAGUGUUGAUACACAAGUUGUCAGAACACACAAAACACUUAAAUGUUAUACUGAGAAAACCCAAAAGGCCAUGUAAAUGGGUAUAUAAGAUGAUAUUGCUUUUGUAUACCACUUUUGGUGUACAGUAUGCAUUCUUUUUUAAUCAAUUAACCUUUGUAAGUGAAUGCUGCUGUAAAGAUAUUCCAUGUAAGCCAUGCCUAGUGAGAUCAAACUAAGCUGUUUUAUUUUGAAAGUCACUAUGAAUAAGACUUUUAGAGAAAGCUGAGUGGGUCAGUGCUCUAUACCGGUGCUAAAAGUUAUCAGCGUAUUCAACUGUUUGCUUUUGUGUUUGUGAGAUGUAAAGGAAAACAUAUGUGUAUGCUGUAUUGUAUGUGAGCAUUAAAUUAAGAAGUCAAGUAACCGGA